This is a messenger RNA of Xyrichtys novacula (pearly razorfish), 3950 nucleotides long. The record is from the annotation of a GenBank genome assembly. NCBI's taxonomy places the organism in Eukaryota, Metazoa, Chordata, Actinopteri, Labriformes, Labridae.
AGCCGACAGAGGACACUUCCUCCGACCAGCAGGGGGCGAUAGACCGCCGAGCGUCACAGUCUAGAAGAAGAACCGCAGCAGAACAAACAUGGCGGCGUCGUUGAUGCGGUUCGUCCGCGGAGGACUCGGAAGGAGUUUUAACAGUAAGAAGACUUCAAUUUCGCUUAAUUUUGUAAUAAUUAUAUGAUGCAUUAAAUAAACUUAUUCGGUUCGCGCUUGCUUCCCCCUGAAAAGGACGCUGGUUCAUUUUAGAUGGUCAAAUAUUUCCGGUUUGACCUUCGAGCAGCUCGCUAAUGCUAAUGCUAACGUUAGCUAACAGACAUGAUGAACAUCUUAGAGCUUUAAUUCAUUUAAAGUUUAUUUAUGUGGAAAAAAAAACGACAUUAGCGGGUAAAUUAAGAGCUCAGAUGAGAGUUUAUGUCUCAGUUAAUGGUGUGUUUGUCUUAAAGUGUCAGUUUAUCUGUAUCUCUGUGUUUAUUUAUCGUAUUUAUCUCUUUAUUUUGACUCUUUAUUUUCAGGUUUUAGGAGUUCUUGUGUUCUCCAGCAGACCAGACUGCAGAGUUCAGACUCCUCUGAGACCAGCCGUGAGUAUCCUCGAACUGAACCCAUGUUAGUGCAGAAAAACUCAGAUUAAAUUUACAGAAUAUGGACAUAGAAAUGCACUCUGUGAUGAAGAAGUGUUUGUUUUUGUACAGGAUGAUCAUAAAAACAUAAAUUUAUGUAAAAAACACAGUAAUCAAAGUAAAUAACAGAUAAAAAAGGGGAGGUUUAGAGUCUGUUUCAGUCAGGAGCUGCAGUUCCCUUCAGACCAACACAAAUUUGUCUUGUAUUGAGUUUUAUAUGUUCAUUUUGGUUCUUCUAGUUCAUCAUAUUUUCUAUUUUUAUAUGUUAGAAGUUAAUUUAAAAUAAACACAAACUGAAAAUAAGUCAUGAGGUUUUGGUAAUUUAUUUUGAUUUUAUUAAAAAAGUGAAAGUAAAUAUCUCAGCUGUGCUGCAUUUCAUUAACACUGCACAAUAUUACCUCAGUACCUUAAUAUUACCCCUAUACAUACAUAUUUAUGUAUAUAUAUCUUUUUCUUAAUAUUUAUCUCCUUUCCUAUUCUUGUAUAUAGUUUUCUUUUUCAUUGCACUGCCUAUGCUGCACGAGAGGAUUUUUUCUUGUGUAUAGUCUGUACCUAUAAUUUUUUUAUUGCCUUCAUAUUAUUAUUAUUAUUUUAUUAUUAUUAUUUUCUUCAAGAUAUUUUUGUACUUUUAAUUCUGUCUCUGCUUUCUUUUUUCUGUAUCUAUUGCACUGAAAAUGAAGAAGCUCUCUCAUCUCAUUGUCCCUUCUCUGUAAUGACAAUAAAGUUCACUCUGAUUCUGAAUUUGAUGUAAACUUUCGCUAGAUUGUCAGAAAACACUGAUGAACGAAGCAAAUUUUCACAGACAUGAUCUUUUUUAUAGCUCAUGAAAUAUCAGAGCAAAGGAUUAAAUUUUCACUAAAUACAAACAACUGUUGAUAUAAAGACUGAUGGAGACGAUUAUUGACUUAAUGAACAUGAGAGAAACGGUUAAAGUUUUCAGUUACAGCUGUCUCAGACUGAACCACGACUGUAUAUUCAUGUGGAUCAGAUGGACGUGUCUCUGAUGGAUCUUCUAAUAAACCUCUCGUCUCCUCUUUUCCUCCUACAGCCACCGUCAAACCUAAGGACGCCGUCACUCACAACCAGCUGACGGCGUUUGGAGAGUAUGUGUCAGAGAUAAUGCCCAAAUACAUCCAGCAGGUCCAGGUCAGUUUUCUUCUUCCUGUAACUCAGUUUAUGAAAGAGAAAUCAGAGCUACUGUGGAGCUAAUAGAAGAUUCAAACAGGCAGACCUGAGGCUGGAGUUACACUAACCUUAGAAAUAAUAUUCAGACUAGAGGAGCACGGCGAGGGUUUGAAGAGUGUGUGUGUGUGUGUGUGUGUGUGUUCAGGUGACGUGUUUCAAUGAACUGGAGGUGAUGAUCCAUCCUGAUGGAGUCAUCCCCGUCUUGACCUUCCUGAGGGACCACACCAACGCUCAGUUCAGGAACAUGAUCGACCUGACCGCCGUGGACAUCCCGACACGACCCAACCGCUUUGAGGUAGCUGUCACACACACACACGCAAACACACACACACACACACACACACACUUACAGUAACACAUCAUAAUGGAGACUAAAGAGUAUCAGAGUCUUUUGUUUUUGUGAAGAGAAAAAAAACUGUGUGUGUGUGUGUUUUCUGUGUGUGUGUGUGUGUGUGUGUGCAGCAGAGACUGAUGUGGAUAAAACACGAUGACUUUGAUUCUGAUGAAGCUGCUCAGUCACGAUAAAUUCGACUCUCUCAUGUAAACUCAGAAUCUUUGAUCUCUCUCUUCUGUAAAUCGUCGACGCUCAAACUCGCCUCUAAAAUUCUUCGUUUUGUAAUUGUGACAUUUAAAACAUUUCUGCACAGAUGAUCUGAGAUCCAUAUGUGGUCUGAUUUUAUUGCUGAUUGUGUUUGUGUGUGUGUGUGUGCUGCUCACAGAUCGUGUACAACCUGCUGUCGCUGCGCUUCAACUCUCGUAUCCGCGUGAAGACGUACACAGACGAGCUGACGCCUGUGGACUCUGCUGUUACGGUUCACAAGGCCUCCAACUGGUACGAGAGGGAGGUGAGUCCAGACCUGCAGACCCGGUCUUUGGAUUUGUGUGACGCUGUUUUAUUCAUUCAUGACUCGACGACACCGUGGUGAAUGUUUUGGUUUUAAUAUCAGGGAUGUAGAUGUGAUUAAUCAUCAGCUGAACACGUGAUUCAUGCUUUGACUGUCGGCCCAAAAUACUGAUCACAGGUUCGAGCUGUGGUCCAGCCAUCUUGUAUCUCUACUUGGUGGUGUAACACAGAUGACAGACAGGACCUUUUUAGUGCAGUAUAGUUUGUAGAAACUGGAGAUAAAGUUGUGAGCUGAGGGGAAAACUGGUUUGGGAGGGGUAGAGUUUACAUUCAGGAUUUCUCCUAAAAACUGGAACUAACUCAGAUCCUGAUUACAACACCUUUAAACUCAGGCUCAAACGUCCCCUCCCCUUGAUUAAAAUAGACAAACUGUGUGUGUGUGUUCCUGCAGGUGUGGGACAUGUACGGUGUGUUCUUCGCUAACCACCCUGACCUGAGGCGGAUCCUCACAGACUACGGUUUUGAGGGUCACCCCUUCAGGAAGGACUUCCCUCUCUCAGGAUACGUUGAGGUGAGCUCUGCCAACAUCACAUCUGUUAUAUUCAUCCUCAUCAGCGUGUCGUUUUUUCGUUUGUCUCUCUCUAAAAAUAAACGCGGUAGUAUUGGCAGGUUGUCAGUGAGGCUGGCAGCGCAGACGUUGAUGAUGCGAACCUCUUCUGGAGUCUGUUUGUUUUUUCUUCUUCAUUUAUUUAUCGAGCACAUGAUAAUGAAUUCAGAGUUCCCUCAAGCCUUGAAACAUCUUUUGUAGUUUGUGCCAAGAAAGACUCGUUUUUUAUCCUGUUACUUUCAGAGACGUCCUUGAAGGAAUGAAUAAUAAAACCGGAGAGUUAAAAAUGCAUCAUUUCCUCCUGAAUGUUCAGCCGUUCUUCCCAGUUUGUGUUCAUGUUCACCUCAGAAACACUCAAACUCACCGAGCGCGUUUCCCUCCUCAGGUGCGUUACGACGAUGAGGUGAAGCGCGUGGUGGCCGAACCCGUGGAGCUGUCGCAGGAGUUCAGGAAGUUUGACCUGAACACUCCCUGGGAGGUUUUCCCAGCGUACAGGGAGCCCAAAGAGGCGCCGCCGAAGCUGGAGGCCGGAGAGGCUCCUGAGAAGAAGUGAAGUCCUCGUGUUUCAUCAUCGUCACCAUGUUCUGUUCGUUAAGGUCGUUUUGGGAGCCCCGCCCUCAUCCGAACAAACCCACCUGGAAUAUUUAUGUAAAUAAAGUACGAAUAAACCGAUCCUAAAAGAGUUUUCGUG